Oryza brachyantha (malo sina) is the source of this 354-nucleotide messenger RNA. RefSeq lists its product as uncharacterized. The transcript has a single exon. The record is from RefSeq and is a predicted model, not a curated record. Gene Ontology annotation, molecular function: protein binding. NCBI's taxonomy places the organism in Eukaryota, Viridiplantae, Streptophyta, Magnoliopsida, Poales, Poaceae. Bases 1 to 354 code for a protein of 117 amino acids.
AUGUCGUCGCCGGCGGCGACCGGGCAUAAGGGCGAGACGGAUCAAGUUGAUCUGAAGCCAGUGAUCAAGGAUGAGCCGGGGGCUGGCCUGAUCACCAUCGCGGUGACGAGCCAGACCUUCGCCGACGCCUACUUCGCCAUCAAGCCGGGCGUCAGGCUGCGGAGGGUGAUGGACCUUUACUGCGGUAAGUACUCGCUCGAUCCCAGGACCGUCAAGUUCAUCGACGACGAAGGCCGCUUCGUCCGGCCCGAGCAGCCAGCCGAGGAAGCCGGGUUGGAGGACGGGGGCUCGAUCUCGCUCGCGAUCGACCAGCAGGGCGGCGCCGGCGCCGGCGCGGGCAUCUGCGUGGACUAG